Molecule: messenger RNA, 720 nt
Organism: Miscanthus lutarioriparius
Lineage: Eukaryota; Viridiplantae; Streptophyta; Magnoliopsida; Poales; Poaceae
Source: the annotation of a GenBank genome assembly
AUGAUGAAGUGGCUGUGGGCAAGAUUGAUUGCUGCAUUUCUCUUGCCUUUACAUAAUCUGGCGAAGAUUCUAGUAUACAAGAAAAUUCAUUCAGCAAUCGGGAUUUCAAAGGCUGGUAUUAGUGGCGGUGGAAGUCUUCCGAUGCAUGUUGAUAAAUUUUUUGAGGCCAUUGGCAUUAAAGUACAAAACGGCUAUGGUCUUACUGAGACUUCUCCUGUUGUUGCUGCUAGACGACCAUUCUGUAAUGUUCUUGGGACAAUUGGCCACCCAAUAAAGCAUACUGAAAUCAAGGUUUUCGACAUAGAGACUGGUGAGGUUCUCCCAGAUGGUUCAAAGGGGAUUGUGAAAAUUAAAGGACCGCAAGUAAUGAAGGGAUACUAUAAGAAUCCAUCGGCUACAAAUGAAGCUUUUGACCAAGAGGGUUGGUUCAGCACUGGAGAUAUAGGUUGGAUUGUAUGUCACCAUGCCAUAGGGCCAAGUCGCAAGUGUGGAGGGAUGCUUGUUCUUGAAGGGCGUGCGAAGGAUACAAUAGUCCUCUCUACAGGUGAAAAUGUUGAACCUGCUCAGAUCGAGGAAGCAGCCGGCAGGAGUAACUUGAUUAAUCAGAUAGUUGUGAUCGGCCAGGAUCAACGGCGUCUUGGUGCCAUAAUUGUUCCCAACAAUGAUGAAGUUCUAGCAGAAGCAAAAGGAAGUCCAUCCUUGGUGAGAAUGGCGAACUAG